This is a messenger RNA of Hirsutella rhossiliensis, 1557 nucleotides long. Its product is annotated as major facilitator superfamily domain-containing protein. Gene Ontology annotation, biological process: transmembrane transport. Gene Ontology annotation, molecular function: transmembrane transporter activity. The record is from RefSeq and is a predicted model, not a curated record. The transcript has 5 exons. Gene Ontology annotation, cellular component: membrane. Bases 1 to 1557 code for a protein of 518 amino acids. Lineage: Eukaryota; Fungi; Ascomycota; Sordariomycetes; Hypocreales; Ophiocordycipitaceae.
AUGUCUUCCAUCGGCGACGACAAGAUGGGCCACGACGUCGCUCUUCGCCAACUUGGCUCCUCGUCCACCUCCUCCAUCACCCAUGCCGCCGAUGCCUCGCGCAACCGGACAGACGUUGAUGCCGCCUGGAAGUUCCUCAACGAUCACCGCCAUGCCGAGGGUGUUUCCGCCGUCGACCUCGCCGCCCUGCGCCGCAAGAUCGACUGGCAUAUUGUGCCCCUGAUGUUUUGCUGCUACACCAUGCAGUUUCUCGACAAGGUCAUCCUCAACUAUGCCGCCGUCAUGGGCAUCAACAAAGACCUCAACCUCAAGGGCAAUGACUUUUCAAACAUCGCCACCUUUCUCUUUGUCGGCCUCCUGUGUUUCGAGGUCCCCAACAUCUACUUCCUCCAGAAACUCCCCGCCGCAAAGUGGCUCGGCUUCAACGUCACCUUUUGGGGCAUCGCCACGGCCUGCGGUGCCGCCGCCACCAGCUACCAGACCCUCCUCGUCUCCCGCAUCUUCCUCGGCAUCUUCGAGGCCACCAUCGGCCCCUCCCUCAUGCUCAUCAGCAGCCAGUGGUACACAAAGUCGGAGCAGGCCCCGCGCUUCUCCUUCUGGUACCUCGGCCUCGGCCUCGGCCAGAUCAUUGGCGGCGCCGUCUCCUACGCCUUCCAGCACGUCGCCCCCGGCGCCGCCCUCGCCGGCUGGCGCACCAUGUUCGUCGUCCUCGGCUGCCUUACCGUCGUCUUCGGCAUCGCCACCUUCCUCUUCCUCCCCGACACUCCCAUGAAGGCCCCCUGGCUCUCCGACACGGAAAAGGUGGCCCUCCUCAAGCACGUCAGCGUCAACCAGACGGGCAUCGACACGCGCAAGUUCCGCGCAAGCGAGGUUCUCGAGGCCGUCUGCGACCCCCAAAUCUGGCUCCUCAUCGUCUCCGUCAUUCUCCUCUCCGUCUCCAGCGGCGUCGUCACCACCUACUCGUCUACCCUCAUCAAGAACCUCGGCUACCAGCCCAAGCAGGCCGCCCUCAUGAACAUGCCCUCGGGCAUCGUCAGCAUCUUCUUCACUCUCCUCGUCGGCUUUGGUAUCCGGAAGCAGUCCCACCGCUGGGCAUGGAUCCUUGUCUGCAUCGUUCCUGCCAUCACCGGCGGAGCUCUCAUGUCGUUCCUAAACCCCCACACCAACCGGUCCGGCGUCCUGGCUGGCAUCUACCUCGUCAACGCCGUCGUCGCCCCUCUGACCAUUUUCUACAACUGGACCGUCGCCAACUGCGCCGGAGGCACGAAGCGCGCCUUUGCCUCGGCCCUCGUCAGCGGCUCCUUUUCCCUUGGCAACAUCAUCGGCCCCCAGACCUUCCAGGCCAGGGACGCCCCCGAGUUCCGCCCGGCCAAGCUGGCCGUCAUGGGCACCCAGGCCGGCUGCGCCGUCACCACCAUUGCCCUCUUCCUCUACUACGUCUGGGCCAACAAGCAGCGCAACGACCGCAGCAGACAGCAGGAGGAGUCCUUCAUGUCUCCCGAUGUCUGGACGGCCAUGACCGACAAGGAGAACAAGCAGUUCCGGUACACGUACUGA